Glycine soja is the source of this 1141-nucleotide messenger RNA. Its product is annotated as protein MAINTENANCE OF PSII UNDER HIGH LIGHT 1-like. The transcript has 3 exons. Bases 225 to 896 code for a protein of 223 amino acids. The record is from RefSeq and is a predicted model, not a curated record. NCBI's taxonomy places the organism in Eukaryota, Viridiplantae, Streptophyta, Magnoliopsida, Fabales, Fabaceae. Gene Ontology annotation, cellular component: chloroplast thylakoid membrane. Gene Ontology annotation, biological process: regulation of protein complex stability.
GUUGUCCCUUAAAGGUUUAAGCUCCACCACGAAACACCAAUCCUCAAUACACACAAAAUUCUGUUCAGUUUCACCCGCUAAACAACGUCACCUAAGAGAUCUACUUCAAAACACAACCAAAAUCUUAAAUUUCUUGGAACCCUUUUAAUUGUUUUUUUUCUUUAAAAAAAUCAUUUUCCUUUAAACUUCAAUUUUAGAGUUCUCUCUCUGAUUCAUCCCCAGCAAUGGCUUGUGCAUUGCAAGCAACCUUAGCAGCCAACGCCUAUGUCUUUUCUUCCAGGAGAUUCUCCUUGAAGCUCCAAAAGAACAGUAAGAGAAGGUUUUCUUUGUUCACUGUUAGAGUUGAUUCUGAUGAAUCUGAUUGCAAUGAGGAAGAAUGUGCCCCGGAUAAGGAAGUAGGGAAGGUCAGUGUGGAAUGGUUAGCUGGGGAGAAGACGAAAGUAGUGGGUACAUUCCCACCUCGUCGUAAGCCGGGUUGGACUGGCUAUGUUGAGAAGGACACUGCUGGGCAGACCAACAUAUAUUCAGUUGAGCCAGCAGUUUAUGUGGCAGAAAGUGCUAUAAGUUCAGGAACUGCUGGCUCUUCUUCUGAUGGAGUUGAAAACACAGCUGCAAUUGUCACAGGCCUUGCUCUGAUCUCGAUUGCAGCAGCAUCGUCAAUACUGCUACAAGUUGGUAAGAACGCUCCUCCUCAGAUCCAGACGGCUGAAUACUCUGGACCAUCACUUAGUUACUACAUCAACCAGUUCAAGCCACUGGAAAUUACUGAAGUGUCCGUGCCUAGUGAGGCAGAACUAUCGUCAUCUGUUCAACUUGAAAGCUCGCCUCCGGAAGUUUCCCAGGUUCAGGUUGAAGCUCAAGCUCCUGAGACCUCUAGUGUGAACAUUGUAUCGUAGGUGUAUCAUGUGGUUACCACUUUUGCUACGAAAACAUAGCAAAGAAGUUUAUUUUCUGUCAAUAGUAUGAGUCAGUGUAUACACAACUAAUGGUUAAUGGAUGCAAAUGUUUUUGUUGAACAUCAUUCUUGGUAUGCCACUGCUACCAACUGAAAGUGUGUUUAUCUUUUGUAGGGGAAAGUGAUGAUAUUAGUUUCAGUUUUUUAUACAAUCCUCAAAAUAGUGAAACCACAUUGGAAAUUUUA